Molecule: messenger RNA, 1953 nt
Organism: Planococcus citri (citrus mealybug)
Lineage: Eukaryota; Metazoa; Arthropoda; Insecta; Hemiptera; Pseudococcidae
Product: ADP-ribose pyrophosphatase, mitochondrial
Exons: 3
Coding region: 323-1213 (296 amino acids)
Molecular function (GO): ADP-ribose diphosphatase activity; protein binding
Source: RefSeq, a predicted model, not a curated record
UAUAGGUCAACUUUUUCACCUAAUUUCCUCUCUCAUCUGUGGGAAAGUCUGUGUUUAUCUAAUUCUAAUCAGUCACAUGCUCCGGCGCAUUUUAUUAUCUAUUAUCAUCAUUUCGAUUUGAAUUGAAAUUUUGAAUUUGAUCAUAAUUUGAUCUCUUUUCUCUUCUCUAAAAUUGAGUUGAAUUUCUCAAGUGAUUUUGGUGUGUAACGUUUCCACAGUAAAAUCAUUUUUGUAAGAUAAUUGGAUCGAACUCAACAAAGAAAGCACUGGGUAAGCUACAGAUAACCAUUCUAAAAAAAUUCCAGUUUUAUUGCAUAUUUGAAUGUUUUUCAAGAUCAGUUCAUUAACCAAGAAAUUCAAUUUUGUCGCAAUGAUUCAUCACAAAUGCCGAAAUAACAUUUACCCGGAUUUCAAGAAUAGCAUUUCUCGACUCGCAGUACCAGACGAAAAAGUAUCUUGGGAUAUUCCAUGGCCCGAGUACAAUCCACCCAACUACACCUCUGAAAGUAUUAAAGGUCAAGUAUGGGCUGAUCCUGAUCUGACCGAUUCUAGCUUCCAACCUUCGUGGAAUCGUUUAGACGGUAAAGUAAAUCGUGAAAGUUACGUCGGCGAGUAUAAAAUCAUCGACGGACGUCCUUUGAAUCCAAUUGGUAGGACGGGACUUCAAGGUAGAGGUAUUUUAGGAAAAUGGGGCCCGAAUCAUGCCGCCGAUCCGAUUGUAACGAGAUGGAAACGAAACCAAAACGGAGAAAAACAAAUGAAUUCAACGAGCGGUAAACCAAUGUUACAAUUUGUCGCUAUCAAAAGACGAGAUACCGGAGAAUGGGCUUUGCCUGGUGGAAUGGUCGAUGCUGGCGAAAGUAUCAGUCAAACUUUAAAACGCGAAUUUUUAGAAGAAGCGUUGAAUUUUCUAGAGAAAUCUGACGAAGAGAAAAUUGAACUGAAGAAACAAAUUGAAAAAAAAUUUACUGAUGGAAGUGAAAUUUAUAAAGGAUAUGUCGAUGAUCAUAGAAAUACAGAUAAUGCUUGGAUGGAAACGGUUGCUGUGCAUUUUCACGAUGAUGACAACAAGUCGUUAGGUGUUCUACCUUUGCAUGCUGGCGAUGAUGCGGUAGGCGUGCGUUGGAUGGAUAUUGAUCGUAAUUUAAUGUUAUACGCCAAUCAUUGUGCCUUUUUUGAAAAAGUCAUCGAACGUGUUCAGGCUAACUGGUAAAUUAUGAAAUCAUCGAAACAUUAAUAUGUUUUGAUUUUUGAUCGAGUGUAAUGAGCUUUAUCAGUUUGUUUGUCAAACUCACGAUUUUUUAAAUUUGUAUUUGUAGGCCUAGGUAUGUUGUUUUGUAUCAGAUAUUCGAUGUGAUUUAAUCUUAAAAUUUAAUUGAUGAAAUUUUUUUCUCGACGUUUUCAAGUCAAACUGUUCAGUUGUGAUGUAUUAAUUGGGCUAGAAAUCAUGAAAAAUACUUACCAAAUUGUAAAAAAAAAAUGUGGUUACGCGAAGAAUAGGCAACAAUUUUCAACAGAAAAUUAUACGAUCUUCAGUUUUUUUUUACUAUUUUAAUUGAAAGAAAAAAAUGUAGGUAAUUGAAAAUUUCUUGAAUGAACAUCAACGUAACAUUUCUGUGUCGAUACAAUUUUUAACUGAAUUCGUGAGCAUAAAUGAGGUAUAUUUAUGUUUAUUUGAAUUAUCCACGUAGAUAAUGAUUUGAUGUAAAGUUCAAAGUCUAUCAUAGUUUUAAAGAAAAUUUGUAUUAUUCGCUCUUACUUUAGAAAAUAUGUAUAAAAAGUUAUUGAUUGCUAUUUUCAUUAUGUACUGUUAAAGAUCUGUGAAAGAACACUGAACAGCCAUUCAUUGUCAUUCCAUUAUUUUUCGUAUUGAAAUGAUUGAUUUCACUGUUUUAAUAGGUACGUCUUACGUCAUUUCUUAAAUUUGAAUAAACGAACGUUUUCAAAUGACUA